Molecule: messenger RNA, 574 nt
Organism: Capsella rubella
Lineage: Eukaryota; Viridiplantae; Streptophyta; Magnoliopsida; Brassicales; Brassicaceae
Product: late embryogenesis abundant protein 1
Exons: 3
Coding region: 59-388 (109 amino acids)
Source: RefSeq, a predicted model, not a curated record
AAAACUUACUCUCUCACAAACUUCAAACCCUUCUCAUCCCUUUUUGAAUCAAUCAGUCAUGUCUCAACAACAAUUCAACGCUGGCCAGACCAGAGGCCAAGCUCAAGAGAAAGCUGAGCAAUGGACCGAGUCUGCGAAGCAAACCGCGCAAUCUGCACGUGAUAAGACUGCUGAUUUGACACAACAAGCUCGCGACAAGGCCGCAGAUUUGUCACAAUCAGCUCGUGACAAGACCGCUGAUGGAUCUAAUUCCGCUAAACAGUCCACCCAACACAACCAGGAACAAGCCGCUGGUUUAUUUGGCCAGACCGGUGAACAAGUGAAGAACAUGGCUCAAGGUGCUCUUGAUGGUGUGAAGAACAGUCUUGGCAUGAACGAGAAGAAAUGAGAAUAUGAUGAAAUUACUCGUGCUUCUCAACUAUUUUAUUUAAAUAUUUAUGAAUAAUUUCUUGUUUUUUUGGGUUUCUCCAAAUUGUUUGUAAUAAGAUUAUUAUUUUUGAGAGAUUUUGUGAUCUGAAAUCUGAGAUGUAAUAAGAUGUUGUAACAUCAUAGCCUUUGAUUUUCUAUUUUUAUA